This is a messenger RNA of Carassius gibelio (silver crucian carp), 4682 nucleotides long. RefSeq names its product nuclear receptor subfamily 6 group A member 1-A. Bases 124 to 1551 code for a protein of 475 amino acids. The record is from RefSeq and is a predicted model, not a curated record. Lineage: Eukaryota; Metazoa; Chordata; Actinopteri; Cypriniformes; Cyprinidae. The transcript is spliced from 10 exons. Gene Ontology annotation, biological process: regulation of DNA-templated transcription. Gene Ontology annotation, molecular function: zinc ion binding; sequence-specific DNA binding; DNA-binding transcription factor activity.
GUUUGGAGGCAGCAGCAGAAAUGAUGGAAGUUUGAUCCUGUAAGCAGUGAACUUGUUCAUUUAAAACGUAGCAUGAUCGGCAAAACGGAGAGAGUGCAACUUUAAGGAAAAUAAGCAAGAGAUAUGGUGGACAAAAUACACAGGGUUGACUUUUCCAAGAAACAUUUUGGGACGACAGCAAGUGGUUUCUGUGGUGAUCUAUUGGAUGCAGAGGAGCAAGAUGAGCAGGCUGAGCAGCGCUCUUGUCUUAUCUGCGGAGACCGCGCCACAGGACUGCACUAUGGCAUUAUUUCCUGCGAGGGCUGCAAGGGCUUCUUCAAGCGCAGCAUCUGCAACAAGCGCGUCUACCGCUGCAGCCGCGACAAGAACUGCGAGAUGUCCCGCAAACAGCGCAACCGCUGCCAGUACUGCAGGCUGCUCAAGUGCCUGCAGAUGGGAAUGAACCGCAAAGCGAUCAGAGAAGAUGGCAUGCCAGGAGGCAGGAACAAAAGCAUCGGUCCUGUUCAGAUUUCAGAUGAGGAGAUUGAACGGAUUAUGUCCGGACAGGAGUUUAAGGAUGACGCCAACAUGCCGGAACACACUUGGGGAAACAACGGCGACAGUGACCACAGUUCCCCUGGCAACGGCGUCUCCGAUGGGAAUCAGCCAUCUCCUGUAUCAACACUUUCGUCCAAUCGUUCUGUGGAGCUGAAUGGCUACACCGCUGCUUUGAGGGAACAGUACAUUGGCAACGCAAUGGCCCAGCACUACCAGUUCCUGCCUCACUUGUUUGGAUACGCCACCCAGCCACGGAGUCUGUACCCCCAGAGUCAUACCCUCAUCAGCCAGCUGGUGGCAGCAGAGGAACUGGCCCCGCUGGGCACACCCAUGCUCAUUGAGGACGGGUAUCGGGUCACUCAGGUGGAGCUGUUUGCGCUAUUGUGUCGGCUGGCGGAUGAACUUCUCUUCAGACAGAUCUCCUGGAUCAAGAAGCUUCCUUUCUUCUGCGAGCUGUCCAUCGAGGACUACACGCGGCUCCUGAGCGCCACCUGGCAGGAGCUCAUCCUGCUGGCCUGCCUGACGGUCUACAGCGCCCAGGUGCUGGGCGACCUCGCCAGCGUCACUGACAAAUACACCCCGUCAGAUGACGAGCUGCAGAGUUUCAGUGAGGAUGGGAUGGAGGUGAUGGAGAAGCUGAUCUAUCUGUUCCGUAAGUUCCAUCAGAUGAAGGUCAGCAAUGAGGAAUAUGCCUGCAUGAAGGCCAUCAAUUUCCUUAACCAGGAUAUCCGCGGGCUGACCAAUGUGACCCAGUUGGAGCAGUUGAACAAACGUUAUUGGUACGUUUGUCAGGAUUACACUGAGUACAAGUACCCUCACCAGCCCAAACGCUUUCCCGAGAUCAUGAUGUGUCUGCCAGAAAUCCGCUGCAUUGCAGGGAAGUUGGUCAACAUCCCUUUGGAGCAGCUCCCCCUGCUGUUUAAGGCAGUAUUGCACUCCUGUAAGUCAAGUCUGAACAACUACAGGACAGGCUCCUCCCCUUGUGUGACAAAGGGUACCGCCCCUGCCAACUAGCUCCGCCUCCCUUGAAAACACCCUCCCCAUCUAUUGCACGGGGGCAGGGUGUUAUUCAGGGGUGGGACUCCCGGUACCUUCUUCUUUCUCCUCUCAUGAAUGUGACAAGAAACUAUUUUACGCAUUUUGUUUAGAUUAGAGUUGUUUUUUCUCUCUAUUUAUUACCAGACAGAGCUGAAUGUAUGUUGAUCCACACUGUGCACAUGCUCCUUUUCAAAUGAAAGUGCACAAAAAGCGCAGUGGAUUUCACACGCUUCAGUCCAACUGCGAUAUGUGACGUGGAACCACUGAUCGGAUUAGAUCUACUGCUUGGUUUUAUUUUAUACUUCUGUUCACUUUCUGCCUGAUAGGGACAGAUAUGUAUGAAAGGAAUUGUUUUAUUGAAAGACUACCUCAGGAAGAAAGCAUUUCACGUGCUCCCUCUCUGUUUUGUGGCCGCUAACGUCGACACUGUGUCUUGAGUUUGAGAACGUCUUGUCACUUCUUACGCAUUUGCGGUGAGGUGCAUUUCUCAAACACACGCUUGGUAGUCACGUAACCUCUUAACACACGGGUUUUUAUCUUACCAUACAAGGCCGGGAUGGAGAGCGUGAUUGUUUACACAAAAUAGAGGUGUACGGGUAUGUUUCACAAUCAUAGGCUCGGGACGAAACGACAACAGAAUGUGUCUGUUAAUAUUGUUUUUGUUGAUUUCUUUCUUUUUUUUCUUUUCUUUUUUGACCAAAGUGUUAUGCAAAUUUGGAGGGAAGUUUUCCCUGCUCUGCUCACCCUUGUUAAAAAUACGAGAGACUUCUGGGGAGAAUAGCCAUUUCGGUCAUCAAACUGCACACUCCACACGGUUUGCACUCAUUCUGGCAGUGAAAUGUGGUGUAUUGGCUUUCUUAAUUCAGAAAAAUAUUGAUUCCUUAAUUUGGAGUACUCGAUUAAGGAUGUAGAGUUUGACCUUGAAGUAUUUAUCAGCUGUAAUUGAGCAUUUGAGAGAUUCAAUCACCAUGAAUCAUUAGCAUUAGCAUUAGCAUCAGAUUUGAUUGCAAAGUUCUAAAAUAUAUCUUCCAAACUAAAAUAAAGAGAAUUUAUUAGAUGUGGAGAAAAAUGGAUUUCCUCAUGAUUUAGUUUCCUCUGGUCUGCUGCUGGUUCCUUCCCUCACAUUUUAAACAGGGUAAAAUGUUACUGUUUUUAUAACUCACUCGCAUCUCUCUCAAAUACAGCAAUGCUGAUGUACUUGUAGGUUUAGUAGUUUGUAGUAUUUUGGGCAUUGUAGGUCCUUUUAGAUGUUUUUUUUUGUUUUGUUUGUUUUAAUGAGACUGGGGAGGGGGAAGUAUUGUUUUGAAGAGUAUUUUGUUUUGGUUUUGAGUAUUACUGUAAACCUGAUUAGAGGAAAAAAACAUGACUGAGAUGCUAGCUAGUCAGGUUAUGACAAGCCAUCUGAUGCCUUGUUGUUUUUUAGCUAGACGUCAGUGGAUGUGCUCGCUGUAACUCUCAUCAUUUCAGACAUUCCAAACACAUUUGAUAUGUGUCGUAAUGUUUACAUAUUUGCACCAGACAAUGACAAAGGGGCUCAUACCAAAGACGCACGUUCAGUCUGCUAACGCCCAUCUCAAGUGCAGCUAAACCUUGGUGGCGUUGUGUUGUUUUGGUGGACGCUACACAUCUGUCCGUAUGGUGUGUCCUUUAUCUUAAACGUUUCAUCCAUCCCACACCGCAUUCGUUUGUCCCUUCAUUUGUUGCCGUUUCAUUUUGUACGUCGUUUACUUUGGUAGAUAUCAUGCAUGUUUUCUUUUUUCGCGAGGGCUUGUUUUGGAGUGUGAACUAGCUAAAUGUCAGACUAAACUCUUGAUACGGUGGAAGUGUUUGUUACAGGUAAAAGGUCCAAACACACCGACUUGGUCUUCGAAAGAACGCAUUUGUAAGCCAUCGCCAAUGUCAGAAUAGACUCGAAGGUGGAGAUUUAUCGCAAAUGAAGCUGCUUUAAACACCAGCCUUCCUCAAUUGAGUUUCUCAGACCUGCAUUCUUGUUUCCAGCUUGGUCUCUCAGGAAUACCCCCCUUUUUUUUUAACCCGUUUUGUUAAUCUGGCUUUUGAGGGAAGCUUUUGAAUCUCGUAGCAGACCUGUAAAAGAGCCACACUCUCCAUCUAGGUCUUUGAUUUCUGUCGUUCCUUCAUAUUCAACAAAGUGUCAUCUUUUGUUUCUUUUUAUACAUUUUUCAUUGAAACUACCUCUUUUGUGUGUCAUCAUCAUGUAGCGUGCUUUCAUUUAAGGAAAGUAUUGAUCGUUAUUUAUUGGUUUCAAAGCACCCAGUUUCUUUGAUCCUCUCAUAUGCCAUUCUGGAAACUUCAGAGAUUGAGAUAAUAGUUUUCAUCAAUCAUAUUCCAUCAUUGUCUUAAAAUGAUUCCUAAAAUAAUGCCUGAUAGACAUGAGAUGGUGCAUAUUUACCUCACUCUUCAACGAAGACCAUUUCUCAGUGCAAUUAUAACGUGUGAAAUGAACAGUAUUAUAUUCCUAGUUGUAAACACUGUUUGUGAAUCGUUUUCAUGAAGAAUGUAUUUUUUUGGUCUAUAUGACUUUAUUAUUAUUUCUCAACUGUUUACAAGUUUUUUUGUCAGUCGAUUGUAAUCAUGUUAAUGCUUUGACACUUUUCAGCCAAUCGGAUUUCUUUCUUGAUUGUUACGGGUAUGCUGAUUGGUUAUUGAAAGACUAUCAAAGUGCUGUCAGUUUUACAUAGCUAGGGAACUUAUUUUAGUCUUUUACCAGUUCUCUUUGGGAUUCUUCUUGGUCCAGUGGCAAUCUUAUUAGAAGAAACAUUGGUGAAUGUUGGGGCUAACCAUACAGAGCCAGACGAGAGGUUUUAAAACAUGGGUGAUAUCUCAGGGAAUAGACACACUUCUGAAAUCCCCCAAACAACACUAGUACAUGCUAAAUGAACUCCUGUCUGUUUGUAUUUGUCUCUGCAUUAGGCAUUUUUGGGAGUGUUGUCUGAGGUGCUUUUCCUAUCCCGUGUUACAAACCUCUUCUUCUGCUUCUCUGACUUUUACUACCUGUGAAGAAUGUGACCCAUGUGUGUUAUAAAAGCAUGUUUAGAAUGUUUUAGGACUUGAAACCAAAUAAAUGUGAAUCUUAUGCAACUGUGAAA